GUCAUGCCCCUGGUCAAGAGGAACAUAGAGCCCCGGCAUCUCUGUCGAGGGGGGCUGCCCGAGGGGAUUGGCAGUGAGCUGGAGUGUGUCACCAACAACACCCUCUCUGCCAUCAUACGCCAGCUCAGCAGUCUAAGUAAACAUGCGGAGGACGUCUUUGGAGAGCUUUUUAGUGAGGCUAACACAUUUUAUGUGCGUGCCAACGGUCUCCAAGACCGCAUCGACCGCUUGGCUGUCAAGGUCACCCAGCUGGAUUCCACUGUGGAGGAGGUCUCUCUGCAGGACAUCAACAUGCGCAAGGCGUUUAAAAGCUCUACAGUCCAGGACCAGCAGGUGGUGUCCAAGAGCAGCACGUCCAACCCUGUGGAGGACAUGUACAACACCAGCGACAAGCCUCCUUCUCUCAGCAUCCUCUCUGCUUACAGAGAUGACCAUACCGAUGGGAUGAAGUUCUACACGGACCCGUCCUACUUCUUUGACCUGUGGAAGGAGAAGAUGCUGCAGGACACGGAGGACAAGAGGAAGGAGAGAAGAAGACAACGCGAGCAGAAGCGAUGUGUUGACGGCACACUUCAGCGCGAGGUGAAGAAGGUUCGUAAAGCCAGAAACCGCCGUCAGGAGUGGAACAUGAUGGCGUUCGACAAAGAGCUCCGCCCAGACCACCGCCACCCUCACUCUCUCCACCGGGGGGCGUCGUCUGAGGGCUCCCUCUCCCCAGAGAGCAGAUAUGGUCAUGACCUGCCAGACUACCCAACUGCUCCAGGUCUUCCACAUUCUGCAUCCAACCAUGCCCUGGCUCACCCCUACCCGCCUGCAGACAUUCAAGAGUCUGUAGAGCAUGAGUACCACAGCAUCGGAGUCAGUUACAGAGAAGGGACUCUCAACCGCACACACCACUCCCCACCUCUGCAUCGCUCCACUGAGAGAAUAAAUGGCACUAUGACGCUUCCACCUGCGGACUACAGUAUAAUGGAGUACUAUGCCAGUUCUGGACCACCACCCCCUCCCCCAGCCCCUCUUAUCCCAUCCGCACAGACAGCCUUUGGCUCUCCCGUGGUAUCCCCCACCCCCCUUACUGGACCUAGGCCAGGGGCCACAGGCUAUGGUCUCCCACCUCUACCUCCCCCAGGACCUCGCAUGAUUCCACCUCCCCCAGGUCCCCCUCCACCACCAGUACCCCCUGCCCCCCCCCAACUGGCAAGACUCGGUGACAGGAAGAGACAGGACAUCCAGCCUCGAAGUGACCUUCUGUCAGCUAUUCGCAUGGGUAUCCAGUUGAAGAAGGUGCAGGAGCAGCAGGAGCAGCAGGCCAAGCGGGAGCCUGUGGGGAAUGACGUGGCCACCAUCCUGUCCCGUCGCAUCGCAGUGGAGUACAGCGACUCGGAGGACGACUCCGAACUGGAAGAGAACGACUGGUCCGACUGACCCUGACCCCAUCCUUCACAGUGACCUCACACCAUGGACACAUCACUCCUCCAGCCC
Messenger RNA from Salvelinus namaycush (lake trout), 1482 nucleotides. Its product is annotated as wiskott-Aldrich syndrome protein family member 3-like. Bases 4 to 1425 code for a protein of 473 amino acids. NCBI's taxonomy places the organism in Eukaryota, Metazoa, Chordata, Actinopteri, Salmoniformes, Salmonidae. Gene Ontology annotation, cellular component: cytoskeleton. Gene Ontology annotation, biological process: positive regulation of Arp2/3 complex-mediated actin nucleation; actin cytoskeleton organization. Gene Ontology annotation, molecular function: Arp2/3 complex binding; actin binding; protein kinase A regulatory subunit binding. The record is from RefSeq and is a predicted model, not a curated record. The transcript has 8 exons.